AUGGGAAGCAAAUAUCCUUUAGUGCUAUACACUCAAAUCGUUUUGCUCGCAGUCGACAUGAUAUUCAAUUGUCUUUCUGUCAUUUUAUAUGGGAAUAACACCAUUCUUCUAAUGCUGUAUAUAUUGCAAGACACUUUAUUGGUAAUGUCUUCAAUAAUGUUGUUCACUUCGUUUUCUUCAACAUUCGUUUUUCAAAUUGGUCUUAUUCCAUUAUUACUUAUCACUUUUCUACCUUCAAUUAUAUUCACAAUUUUCUAUAUUCUAAUAUCUAUUGCUUAUCAUUAUGUGAGUUUGAACUCCUCCUGGGACACUGAUGGAGAUGUUAUAUUCGAUAAUCCCAUCAUUUUAUCAAUGUAUAUUGCUCAUAAAUUUUUUGCGUGCUUCUACUAUUCCUUCUACAAGCGAGCUGCGAUGCACAUUUCGGAGCCGAAGUAUGGAGGAGACUCCGAGUGGCUACGAGAAAAAUUCAAGAGUUUUUUCAACAUCAAAGCUCCCACUUCUGACGAAAUUCACCAUUCGCAACAGUCAAAUAACCAAUAA
Messenger RNA from Caenorhabditis bovis, 540 nucleotides. Lineage: Eukaryota; Metazoa; Nematoda; Chromadorea; Rhabditida; Rhabditidae. The record is from the annotation of a GenBank genome assembly.